Molecule: messenger RNA, 9409 nt
Organism: Pocillopora meandrina
Lineage: Eukaryota; Metazoa; Cnidaria; Anthozoa; Scleractinia; Pocilloporidae
Source: the annotation of a GenBank genome assembly
GCCAGCUUUUCUUUGUGCAUGCUACCACAGAAAUUUAUUUAUUGCUGAAGCUGACGACGCUUACGUUGGCAGAAAAAAUUUCCCAUUUUCUCGAUCAGUAAUCAUCGGAUGAAAAAUGUCUCUUUAGAGAAAGGUGGCAUUAGCCGCGUCUGAUUCGAAAAAAUGGCUUUAGUUGCCAAGGGAGGAUUAAUUUUAGCUUAUAUUGUGAUGAACUCGUUUGCUUUGAAGCUGCAACGAAGAAAUGAAGAUGUUUAUGGCAACACAUGGGUGGUCUAUGUUGAAAGGGAAAAAAGAUUUGUCGACGAUCUGGCAGAGAGAAAUGGUUUUGUGAACAGAGGAGAGAUUGCAGGCUUCCCUGGACAUUUCUUGCUUGAACACAAAACACUCAGAAAGCGGCGAGUUCGCAGAGAUGCGCCGCAACACACAAAUAGUCUGCUACGUGAACCUUUAGUGAAAUUUGCUCGCCAGCAGAAAGUUUUGAGAAGGACUAAGCGAGGAUAUUUUUCAGACCCUUAUUAUAAAGAUCAGUGGUAUUUGAACAACUCAGGUAAGUAAAACAUUUGUAAAUAUAUUUUUGUGUCUGCGGUGAAUUAAAAUCUCCUCUCCCUGUAAUGUAACGUGUUGUAAAUGUGUUUGUGCUACUGAAAAGUGAGAUCUAGCUUUGGUUAUGGCUCAUUGCAGCGGAAUUGUGUAGAUGUUGGUAAAGGAAGCUGUUCUCUAAUGGAAGCUUUCUAAUCUUGAUUUUGUUCGAUGAAGACUUUCAGAGUUAAAGCCAAAAUUAUUUUUGUGUACUUAAAUUUCGAGUUCGUGCAGAAAUAUUUUAGAUUUGUGGUAUCUCUUUUUUGUAUGACAGCCAAAACAUUUUGUCUGCUGUAAAAUUAAUUUAUUGAUGACGGUAAGAGUUAGCGUAGAAUUUAGUUCAGUCGGCUAUCGGGCAAAAAAAAAAUUCAUUUACAGUGAUCAAGUAAUAGGAAUAAUACACGAUGUUCCCUCAAGUAGAAUUUUAAGUGUUUUUGAUGCCCUAUCUUAAUGAUCGAAAACACAUCUAGAAAGCUAGGGCAUGAAAAAUUCCUCGUGAAUAUUCCUUAACUUCCCGUGUACUUAAUAUAGUUAUGAGUUUGAAACUAAACACUCUUAUUGGCCCUGUAAAACGGUCAUGAACUAUAUUGCACUCCAACAGAGUGAACGUACCAGUGAUUCCAUAAACGAACUGAAUCGAUUCGAGCUAUUUCUUUUAAUCCCGUAAAUGCGUUUUGCAUGCGUUUUGCCUGUGGAUUCAAAUUUCAAACUUCAAUCCCUUUAUCUUAUCAAAGCUGCUCAGCUACGGCUUGGAGGUUGGAUUUUGCUGGUAUCUAUUUUUGCAAGGGACUUCAAUGACAGAACCUCUCAAAACACAAAGGGAAUCGUUAGCAUUCAAUUAUCGACCCACAUUUGGCGUGUGCAAUUUAUUUGCUGAAUUUUUAGUCAACGCCGCUCUACCGAAGACUUAGGUAGAAAACGAAAGGACAUCAAUUUGGUGAAUUCGUUUUGUAAUGUUUUGUUUUUUAAAAAAUAAAGUAUAGGGCGUCUGCAAGUCAUGUGUUCAUAAAGGAAAAUCACAACUGUUGGAAUAUUCUUCUAAUUUAUUAAAAAUCUCAUUGUGGUUAGCAUAAGAAGCAGUUGCAUACUUGAUAAAAGCUAGUGGUCACAGUUUGAAUUUGGCUAGAGGAGAAAGAACUACAGCUAUGUUAAAAAGCCCCACUGCUCAACAUGAUAGCUUGGCCUUGUGUUGGUUCCCUGAAUUUCAAAGUGCACACAUGAAAAUCAAAUAUGCAGAAUGUAUUUCCGUCCAGCCUACCUCUAAUUACACUUGAUCAUUAAUUAAUCACCCCCUGGUCUUUGCAGAUAUAGAUCAUUUUUCAAUGAUAAGACUUCAGACUAACUUGUUUGCUAAUUUAGUGUAACUGGUGUCUUAGACAGGCAUUCUUUCCCAAUGAGCAGAUGGUUAAUAGCUCUUUUUGGAGAUAACAGCACUCUCUAUGACAAAUUUGUCAUCUUACAUUGGUGUUAAAGAAGCUUAAAAUGUAUACUUUGAAUCUAGGAGCUGCUUUAUUAACCAUUUGAAUAAUUGAUCCCUUCCAGACUCUUAAGCUUCUACACAUUAUGGCAACCUUUAAAUUAAAUUUAGUGUUACAUGUGUUCCUCUCAGGAAGAAGUCAAUUUUAGAGGAUCUAGAGAAAAUUGAGACAUAUGUCCUAAUGCAUGAUUAAAAGCUCUGAUAUUUCUAUUUUCCCAUUACAACAUUUAGAGUUUUCAACAGGCAGGGUUUUAUGAUUGAAGAGAACAGUGAAUACUCUUUCAAGCUAUUUUUGAGUAAUUAUCCCUGAAGUUGAUGUGUGUGAGACAACUCUGUUUGAUGUCAAUUACUGCAAGGACAUUUAUAUUAAUUAGUUAAAGGAAAAAGGAAAUUUUAUAAUUAUAUAAGUAGGUAUUGUCUAAUUGCAUUUUGUUUGAUGUUGUGCAUUUUAAUUUAUGUAUGUUUUGUGUUUUGCAUUUGAUAUUAAUGAGUGUUUUUGAAAUUUUGCACAAGUGUCCUAUUACCAGCUUAACUGACCCAAGAUUGGUACACAUGGCUUCUUAGCAUGAGGGAUUUCUUGAAACCUUUGGCCUUAUUAUUAACCUCAGGGAGAUAUUAAGCAAAUAGGAUUGCAAACUGGCUAAGUUCAUGAUUAUUUUGAACAUCUAAUCGUAAAGUUCAGAAAAACAGACAGCCAAUUACUUCUUCAGUACACCUGCUCUUGAAGUUGUAUUUUUGUUUCUCUGACACUCUGCAAGUCAAGAACAAGGCAAUGCAAUGCACUGUGUAUGUAUUGCUCUAUUUUCAGUCAGCUUUGAGGAUUUGGUCUCAGCUUAGCUUAAUCCUUUGUAACAAUACUUACAGCUUAUAUCUGAUAGUUGAGAAUGCACCUUUUACUGGAACAUCCUACCUUUUUCUCUGCCCUAUGUAAACUUUUGCAGCCUCUUGAGUACUAUUUUGUUUUAUAUUUACGUCUAAGAUGCUUACAGUUGAAACUCUUCUUAAAAAGCUUAAAAUUUUUUCUGCAUGUUUUCAGGUUGAAAUAAGAGUGUUCUCACUAAUGACAUUAAUUUAGGCAUGUUGCAAAAAUGUGGCGUACAGGAAAACAUCAUUCAAUACAGUCGAAAUAUUUUUCUCUUUUGUGAAUAUGCAUAAAAACUCCUUAGUUUCCAAUUAGUCAUAGAUCUAAAUCUUUUUUUUCUCAUACCAGUCAAGUCUCCUCUCAAGACAAGUUACCUUUUGUGUCUUCCUUACAGUAACAAAUACUUACUAUGAUAAAGUAUUUUCAGCCCUAUCAAUACAGGAUGUAGUAUAAUCUUUUAAGACCCUUUUCACCAUAGCUUUGCAUACCUACAUGUACACAGUACAGUGUUUGAUGCUCUUAAGGAUGAACUCUCCAAUACAUUGAGAAAUGGGAAAGGAUUAGUGCCUUUAUUUAGAACACAGUGGUUAAAAACAUACAUACCAUGUAUCUAAUUGAAUGUAUUGUAAUUAUUCUCCAAGCCCUUUAAAACAUUACUACGGCUGUGUUCAGCUUUAUUAUCCUGUCAAUAUUUGUAAAUGUAAGGGUUCCCCAGUAAACAGCUUCUUUUUGGGAGACUUUUUGUUUUCAUCUACCACUUUUUUAUGAAAAAAAGUGCAUAAUUUAAUUGGGCCUUCUUGACUUUGCUACCUUUUCAAAUCAUCCACUCUUAAUCUCAGGAUAUGUACUAGAAGGUAUGCUACAUGAAAAAUAGGAUUAAGAGAUUAAUGUUAUGCUGUCAUUCCCCUUUGGUUUCAGCAACAUAGUUUGGACAAAUUCCAUAUGCUAAAUUUGCAGUUGGUAAAACUUGAUAAGCAAAUCUUGUGUACAUAAUGUAUAUAUGUGAGAUUGCUUGCAUUUGGGGCAAGGUGGGGUCUCAAUUUUUUUCUUGUGCCUGUGACAAAACUAUUGACAUCUUUAUUUGGUACAGAAUUUUAAGUGACAGACAAGUACUUGAAAACUGUGUUUAAACACCUUGAAUAUCACUUUCUCAUCAAUAUUCUACAGGACAAACUGUAGGACCUCGGGGAUUUGACAUCAAUGUCGUGCCGGUGUGGAGAAAAAAUAUCACAGGACGUGGUGUGAUAGUUACAAUUUUGGAUGAUGGUAUUGAGUACACUCAUCCUGAUCUUAAAGACAAUUAUGAAGCAAAGGCUAGCUGGGACUUUAAUAGUCAUGACAGUGAUCCAAUGCCUCGUUAUAGCAGAGACAACAUCAAUAAACAUGGCACAAGGUAGCUUUGCAUUCUUAUUUUGGUCAGAAUUGGCUUUAGGCCAGACAAACAGAUCCUCAAAUUGCUGGAGACACUGGCCAGUCACUAUGUUUUAUGUGAAAAUUUGUUUUGUUCUUAAUUCAUUUGGGGUCUAGUUCUGGUAUUUUUGACUAAAUAAAUUGAUAUACUUUCUUAUGCUUAGCAACAUCUUGUAGUGGUCUGUCAAGGUAUUUUAAUUUUUCCUCAUUAGCGGUGGUAAUUUAUUUGUUUUGGUUAGAGUUAGUUGAAAUGCCUUCUUAAUACUUUAUUAUAAAUAGCGAUGUUUUUUAUUAAUUUUCAGGUGUGCAGGGGAAGUAGCAGCCAGUGUAAAUAACAACAAGUGCGGAGUAGGUGUGGCUUAUAAUUCGCGCAUUGGAGGUGUUAGAAUGCUAGAUGGGGAUGUGACUGAUGCAAUAGAGGCCUGGUCACUGGGUCUUAAUAAAGACUUCAUAGAUAUCUACAGUAGUAGCUGGGGCCCAGAUGAUGACGGAAGAACUGUGGAUGGCCCAGGUCCUAUGGCCAAGAAAGCAUUCAGAGAAGGUACUUUGGCAUAACAUUCAUUAAAACAUGCAGUCUGUAAUACUAGAUUAUGGAAGCUGUAACAAUAGAAGUAGAGAAGGGUAGCAAUAUUACCAUUGGUGAGGGUGUUAUCUUCUUGACUACACCACAAAUCACUUUCCAGUAACUGUCAAUGCAACACUAAUAUGUAGAGGUGUGGAAUUAGUAAUUACCAGAAUUGUAAAGGGUAGGAAGAAAUGAAGAGCAAACUGGGCAAACUGAUAUGAAGCAUGAGGCAAUGCUCUCGGUGAAACUGCUACUUGACUUAUUUGUAACCUUGCCCUAAUUAGUUUUAGUCUCAAUGUAGUUUUGAGUGUGCAUUUCUGUUAUAAAGUUAGUUGAAACAGCUGACUGAGUAACUGACUAGCUGGACAUGUAUGUGCACCCAACUAACACUGCAUUUUGCUACAGGGAUCAGAAAAGGACGUGGUGGUUUGGGAGCCAUCUUUGUCUGGGCUACAGGUAAUGGUGGACACUAUAAUGACUACUGCAACUGUGAUGGCUACAUUACAAGCAUUUUCACUGUAUCCAUUGGUGCUGUCAAUGAUCGUGGCAAGUCCCCGUGGUAUGCAGAACCCUGUCCAUCAACUCUUGCUGUAACCUACAGCAGUGGUGAAACCAGAGGUACAGACAAGCAGAUAGUUACAACUGAUUUGCAUCAUCAGUGCACAAAAAGCCACACAGGCACAUCAGCUGCUGCUCCUCUUGCUGCAGGUUUGUUUUGUUUUUGUUUUUUUUUAUGUAUACCUAUGUACUCUGCUGCUUGUAGUACACUCAUGCGUACAAGACGUCACAUAAUCUUUCAAAUUGAGGAUUAGAAAUACAUUAAAUAAAUUUCAGUCACAAAUACCCAUUCUCAGCCAGAUGUGUAUUGCUAGGAUUAUGAUAAAUUUUUAAUGGAAAAUUGUCUGAGUUAGUGAGACUGCUGUAAUUUUUUUUGUGAAAGCAAGACGGCAAUUGUUGCCCAAUAGUUAAAUGAUUUAAGCCCUUUUUUUGUAUUUCAACAUCAUUUAGAGUGUAUCUCUUAUUCACUGUUAGCCCUGAGUAACAAAGCUUGGAUGGAUAUAUCUGUACCUAAAAUAAUUAUUUAAUAAAAUUUGGCCCUUCUUGGUAUUUUAAGCUCUUUUCAUUUACAGCUAUUCUUUGGAUUAUUGAUGAGAAUUUAUUACUUGUAUUGUCAUACUUCUGUUUGAUGAUUAUUCUGCUCAAGAAACACAAAUGAAAUCAAAGCGUUUCCAAUAUCAAGGGUCUUAUAAAGUACCUGAUGAAGAAACAUUUUAUCAUCAAACAAUAUUAUUCUGUGUUAUUGAUAAUGUGACUCUUGCAAGGCUGGUAUGAUUAUUGGCAUACCAACUGAGCAGCAAUGGAAACAUGAAAAAAAAAUUGUUUUGUUAUCAAUAUCUACAGCUACCACUGCAAGAGAUUUAAAUGAAGUGUUUGUCAUACCAGAUAUUAAAAUGAUAUGACUUAUUUAUUUUUGUGACACUUGUUUGAAUAUUUGUGGCAUAGUCUACAUUCAUAUUAUAUUUACAGAUGACUGUGUCAUGUUAAAGAUUGUUUGUGGUUCCUUUGGCUUCAUCACUUUUGCUUGUUGGACAAAAAGCCUUUUUUUAGAUGGUUGAUCUUAUUAAAUUUGAAAUAACAUAUUUUUUUAAACUUAUUAUUGUUCUGCAGAUUCUAUGACUUUUGUAUUUAGCAUGAAACACUUGUUAUACAAGGCCUAGAACUUGUUGUAUCUAAAGUUUCUUUUGUGCUUGCUACAAAGGUAUAACUUUGUGGGGAUGAAAAGUCAACUUGCCUGAUCUAACAAUAGUGAUAACAUUAGAACAUAUAUUGAUGUUGGUGAAUCUUUUGGACUUUUACAAUAUUUUUGGUUUUAUUUUUAGCUGGCUUUUCGUCUUCAAAAAUAGUUUAGCUUACAUUUCUUGUAUUUUAAUCAGAAACCAUUUUACUUUACAGGUAUAUUUGCUUUGGUAUUAGAGGCAAAUCCUAAAUUAAGCUGGAGAGAUUUGCAGCAUCUGGUUGUCAAGACUUCCAAAAUAACUGAUCGUUUAGACAAAGGCUGGCAGAGAAAUGGUGCAGGACAUCGUGUGAAUCAUAAGUAUGGAUUUGGAGUGUUAGACACAGAUGCUCUUGUGACAGCUGCCACUUCUCCCACCUGGAGACCUGCUGCUGAGCAGCACAUGUGCCGAGAACAGGAUCACACUGAUAACAAGAAGAUCCCAGCCAAAGGGACUCUCACAUCAUCAAUUAUUAGUUCAGGCUGCUCCAGUAAGACAAACUGUGUUAUGAAACUAGAACAUGUACGAGUAUACAUCACACUGAGUCAUAAAUCAAGAGGCUCUUUAAGAAUUAUUUUAACUUCACCUGCUGGUACUAAAUCAGAGCUUUUAGCCCCCAGAGACAGAGAUUAUUCUAGUCAUGGUUUUCAAAACUGGCCUUUUAUGACUGUUUUUAGCUGGGGUGAGAAUCCUGCAGGCCUCUGGAAGUUAGAGGUCACUGAUACCAAAGGCUUUGAGGGGGAGUUCAAAAAGUGGUCCAUUCGGCUUUAUGGCACAUGUGAAGAUCAUCGCAACAUCACACCAACUGAUUCUAAAAUGUGUAACAAAGUUUGUAGGAAAGGAUGUGAGGAACCAUUUAACAAUUUGUGUCCCAACUGCUCAAUGCUGUGUCAUUGUGAUUUGGGAAAGUGCCUGCCCCUUUGUAAUCCUGAUGACGAUGUUGAUCAAGAACAGAAAGAAUGCCGUAAGAGUGCACAAGCAGGUGGAAUUGGGGCUGACGAUGAUGAUGAAGAUGGAGGUGAGCAGGAUGUUACCAAGACUCCAACCACCACUACGCUGCAUGAAAAGGGAAUAUCAACAUUUAUGAAGUUACUUAUCAUCUUUAUUCUUGUAGCUAUUAUUUUAACAGCUGUGCUUAUCAUGUGGCACUUCAAAAUCAGUCAAAAAGUUUGUUGGGCCAUUCCAGAUAAAAUAACCAAUCAGAACCAUGCUAUCUCCCAAACACAUGUGGGAUAUUGGCCUGUCUCUGUUACACCAGAGGUGAAUAAUCAGAACCUUAAAGGACUUGGUAACCUAAAGAUGUAGGCUAUUACACAUUUGUUUUGCAAGUUUCUGCACUCUAUACCAUUUUCACAAGGGGUAAGAUUUAAAAAAAGGUGGACAGCUCAUAUUCUUGCUCAUCAACUUACAAUGCAUCAAAGAUGGAGUUGGAAUUCCAGUGUAAAAUGCAGUCAAGCAAUAAGUAGUAAAAAUCAAUCACAUCCCUGUAAAAGUAUAGCUGUACCUUUGCAGUGUUACCCUACAAUGGUCACAAUUCAAUAAUCAUUUGAUAAUUACAAUCAUUCUAUUUGUUAAUUAAUUUUGAUAAAGACAACAGUUUAGACUUGGUAUUUGACAAAUAUUUUACUCUGGGUGUGAAAGUGCAUUACCAGUUCAUGGUAAGGUUUUGGUUCCAAAUAACCUUAAAAUUAUUAUCUCUUUAAAUACCACUGGAAAGUUUUCCUUGAUCUUAUCCAUCUAGUUUGGUGUCUCAAGUUCAAUAAUUUUUUUGGUCCUUGCAAGAAAUACACAAGCUCUUCUGGCUGAUUAUUUCUUUGAUCAAUGUUUCAUACGACAAAGAGGUUUUGUACUUUAUACUGUAAAAUGCUGUACAUAGAGUACAUCAGAUUGAUUUUUUGUAAUGAAUUUGAAAAGAACCGUUUUCUAUGGUAUAAACAAAUUUGAAAAUGCUGUAGACAAAUACCAUGAAAUAACAUGCCUAAUACAUGUACAUUUGUCCAUUUGUACAUUAAAGUGAGCUUAAUUUGAUUUAAAACCAAAAGGCCACUGCAUUAGCUUUACUUUGGCUUAUAUUUCUUUUUUUGUAAUUACAUUUUUUUUCAUAAAUUCCAAGUACACACUUAGGUGGAAUGAAUACCACUAUAAGUUGUUCUUGAACUCUUUUGCUUAAUGAACAUAUAAACAUACUUGUAAAGAGCAUUAUUAUGUGCCUCUCAAAUAAUGAUACAAUAUCAAUAAAAUUGCUUUCAUUUUGAAUUUGUCAGUCACCUCUAUUAAGUUGUGGGGGAGAUUCUGAACAUUAAGUGGUCAAUUAUGGCAUAAAGUGGUGUUGUAUUACCCCUAAUCUUUGGAACCUGUGUUUAGCGGUCAAACUGUAUUAAGUGGUCACUAUGCCAUUCCCCAUAGGUGACUGCUGAAGGUUUAGCUGUAGAAUUGAUUGUGUAUAGUGCCAUUUAUGCCAAUACUUCCAGAUUAUCUCAGAAUCUCCCAUAUACAGAAUGGGCCCCUCUUGUUUCCUUACCCUUUUUACCCCAAUGUCCAUAUUCUUCAUAUUCUUCUUUAUGCAUUUUUUUUGGAACUGAAAAUGAGUAUUCAUCAAACAAUAAAAGCUUAUUAUUAGUAUUACGUCAAGGAAGAAUUAGAUGCUGUUCACUCUCAGAGUUUAAGGAGUUAGAAGAAGUCUGGAUACACUGUAUUUUUUUGAUUAAAUGUGGCCCUUAAAGAAAUGCAGCAUUUUAGAG